UUCAUACAAACCUGCUGCGCUCCGCGAUCCAUGCCUGACUUGUCCUCACAGUCUUGUCAGCUAUGUCAGGGGAAUUUCUCACUGAGAAAGUGUGUUUUCUGUUUCCUGAGCUCUCCUGCGGUUCAUUCUGAGCUCAGACAGAAUGUGUUGAACUCAACAAACUCUUCAGACGUUUAAACAGCGGACUAAAGUUACCGAACAAGCGCCACGCAGCAGCUACGUUUCAGAAGAUGGACAAAGGUGCUGCAGUCCUGCAGGGAGCUUUCCUCCUGGCUGAUCAACUGUGCCAGCCCUCAUCUCUGUCCUCCAUUCAGAAGGCUGAUUGGAGCAAGGUGGGUCAGGUGGUGGUCGGGGCUAUAAAAGACGCCUGUAGAAUGGAUAAAAACAACCCGACAGCUGUGAACUGGACAGAGAGGAUCAUCUGUGUUGUGUGGCUGAAGCUGCUGUGCAGAGAAGCUGGAGAGGACAUAGAGGAGACGUGGAGGAGGAACCCUUUCUUCCCCCUCCAGAACGGCCUCCCCGAGCUCAACAGAGUCGUCCUGCUGGAGUUAGUGAAGUCCACUGAGGCAGCGCGUGCGUUCGCCGGGUUCCUCCUGUGCUUUCCUACAGUGCAGCUCAACGCGGAGCUGGAAAGAUUCAAUCAACAUGUGAAGAGCUCUCCCGUGAAGGAAGAGGACGUGCGGCUCUUCCUGCAGGUGUGGUGGGAACUGUGGAAAGGAGGAUGCGAGCAGAAAGGAGGCGCGAGCGUCGAGGGGAUGUUUGCCAGCCAGCUGUCACGUCUCUUCUCCGAGUCUUCCAGUCCGAAUUAUCAAAGCGCCAAGAGGUUGAAACUAGAAAACACAGAAUCACCAGAGCCGGGAGCAAACGCAGACAUCCUGCAGGUUCUUCUUCAUGCUCUAACAGAGCUGAAAGCACACAUAUCCUCCACAGACCUUUGCUGUCAGGCUCUGUCAAUUUCUCUGGAUGCUUUAUACACAUCCUUUCUAAUAGAUGCAGAAGUUGAACUCCCACCUGAAAGAAAGCUGCAGAUGUUGAGCCAGAUGAUCAGCAGCAGAGGGAUGAACGGUGAGCAACUGAGUCCUGAGCUCAUCCGGGAAGCUCAGAGAGACUUGCGUGCUUCUCACACACCAGCUCAUUUUCGGCCCAGCACGAUAACACUGAGGGGAGCCUUGAAGGUUGUAACAGAGCUUGCAGAGUUUUGGCAAAGCAGCAAGCUCCUGAAAAUGCAGGACGGCUGUGGUCCGAGCUUCAACACAUUCCGACUGCAGCAAAGCGUCCAGAGAGUCCUGACAGCGCUGGAUGAAAGAGAGGAAGACUCGGAGGAGAGUUCUCUCAGGGAUUUACUGAAGUCUCUGGAUCUUCCCUCCACAGAGAGCAGUCCAGAGGUGAGCGCACAGGUCUUGGCUGUAGUCAUAGCAAAUCGUUUGGAAGACUACGAGAGCUUUGCGGUGCUGUUUGCGGAUGAGAUGUCACAAGCGCCGUGCGACGAGCGCUGGCUGGACUGCCUGGAGAAGAACCAAGCGGCCUUCAGGCAACACGAUGCGCUCAUCAGACUGUCUUCCACCCUGAGGAGAAACCUCCACAGCCAGGGUGCCGACGUGAGCCGCUGCAGGAAGCUCACGAAGCUCGUCGCUGAUAUCUUCUCCGCUCUUUCCUUAGAGGAUAAGAACAGAGCCCUGGCGGCCACGCUGCAGUCAUCCAGCAGGGGCUUCUUCCAGCAGACCGUCCCCUCAGCCCUGACCGAGGCGUUCGAAAAGGAGCUGAACAUGGCCUUCAACUGCAUCAUCCAGGGCGGGGGCAGAGCGUCGGCCGCUAAUCUGAACACAGCCGUCUCUUUAGUCGCGAGAGUUUCCUUCCAGAACCCCGAAGCUGCUCUGAAGUCCUGCUGCCAAUCAGCUGUUUUCAAUAAAGGAGGCUUUUCUCUCAUGGCUGCAAUACUCCAGCAGCUGCCUGGACUGAGAGGUCAGAGGUCAGGAGGCCCUGCAGCUGAGGACGGGCAGGGAGGAGGUGCUCUCCUCUGCAGGUGUUUGCAGGAGACCAUCAGGAACAAGUCCCUGUCGAACACAGAGAAGGAACAGUUCCUGAAGUUUCUGGGUCUCCUGAUGACGCCUGUCCGGCCAGCCGAGGGAGACGAGAAGCAGCAAAGCUUCCUGCCUCCUCAGGAAGUCAUCAACACCUUCGUCCUGCCUCACAUCUCUGCUGGGGCUGACGCAGAUCUGAGUCUGCAGCUCCUCCAAGCCGCUCUCUCCCUGGACGAGCUUUCCUCUCCUCACUGGGUGAUGCUCUGCUCUCCGUUCCCCCUCCUCUACAUCCUGUCCCAGCUGCUCCAUCAGACUCUAGGUUUCUGGGAGCAGACCCCAGGGGGCGCCGUCCAGCCCUGCUCCAUGGACUCGAAGGAGCUGCUGGCCUCAGUGCUCACCAGGCUGGGGGAGCUGGUGGGGGCGGAGAUGGCGGCGGCCCCCAGCAGCUACUCCAGAGCUCUGUUCUGGCUCUACAACAAGACGGAGGAGCUGGACUGGACCGUGCGGUUCUACCUGAAGCCGGUGUGGGGGGAGCACUUUAAGAACGAGGUGCCCUCGUCCCUGCUGGCCGUGUGCGAUCUGCCCGAGCAGGAGUGGUCCGGGUCAGACCUGCCCCCCUACGGCCCAGGCACCGGUCUCCUGGCCUGGAUGGAGUGCUGCUGCAUAUCGGACCCCCUGCAGACCACCAUGCUGUCCCGCCUGGCUCUGGACCGGAGCAGUCCGGAGCAGGUGGGCAUGUUCAGCAAGGGCGUGCUGGUGGCGCUGACGCAGGUCCUGCCCUGCUGCUCGCCCAGCCAGUGGAGCCGGCUGCUGCGUUGCCUCCGGGAGCUGGUGGCCUCGGCCCGCCUCCACGUGCCCUUCUCCCUGGAAUACGUGGACCACCUGCCCCUGCUGGACCUGCGGGGGUUCUCCUGCGAGCUGCGGCUGUCCGUCCUGCUGCUGCGGGCCCUGCAGCUGCUGUGCGGGUCCAGCUGCUCCCACUGGCUGCCGGCGGAGGGCUGGGCUCACGUCGGGAGGCUGUACGCCCACGCCGUGCGGGAGAUCAUGGGCUCGGUCAGAGCCAAGCAGCCGCUCCCCUCGCCCGGACGCUCCGGCGUCUCCAAACACACGCCGGUCACAGCUCCGAAAGUGUGUGACGGAGAAGAAAACUCGCCAGCGGAAGAGGGGGAGGUGCAGGUGGGAGCAGCUCGCAGCCAGGAGGUGCUGUUUGUCCUCAGUCAGCUCUACUGCCACGUCCAGCACAUCCAGGUCAUGAUGCCCGGCGGACAGUGCGAGGCUCUCUUCCUGUCCAGCCUGGACAUCCUCAGCCACUACGAGGCCGUCAUGGCCGCCUUCCCGGACAGCUGCACCUCGGUGGAGAGCGACAACACCCGCCACUUCUUCUCCACCAUCACCGACAACCUGCAGAGCCGCGAGAUGAAGGCCGUGCUGCAGCAGAAGAUCGCUCAGCUGGUGUCCUCCACCGCCUGAGGCAGCGUCACGAACAAUACGACCACAUGUCAAAGUGUAUUUCUGUCCCCACAAAGAAGGUAGGAUCCCUUGAUUCUCGUGCGCUGCUGUGUUUUAGAACCCACAAAGUCAGUAAAACACACCUGCUGCUUUGUGUGGCACAUGCCCACAGUUGUGUGACCCUUGAAUUGUGUUCACAUUUAGUUAAGAAGUGAAUAAAUCAGUGAAAUUUAUUUUCUAAAAGCCUGUUUGUGCUGCUUCAGUUGGUGCACUCUCUGUAAAGUUUUCAUGUUCUUCCUGUGUAUCCCUGGGUUUUCUCCAGGUCCUCUGGUUUCCUCUCACAGAGUGAAUCCAAAUUCCUUGUAACUUUGGAAAAAUGAAAAUGAUCUACAGUCAGCUUAUGUAAUGUAUUCUGCAUGUACUGCUGGUGGUCUGUAAUAAGAACUGCGGGUCGCAGGAUGACACGUCACCGUGUGAACAACAGAACAUUUCAGUAAAAAUGACCCCUGUUUGUUGGUUUACUAUUAAUAUAGUAUUUUAGUGAAAGUAACAGAACAUCAGUGACGGUCAGGCUUUUUUAAUAUUCAGUUAGAGAGAAAAACUGCAGCUGAUCUGGUUUCAAAUAUUUCUGUAUUUUUGCCAAAUAAAAUAAUUUGCUGUAAACAAUAAAAAUACAUACAAGUUUUUUAAUUAACUUUCUUUUUUCAAACUAUUAAACAUUCAUUUUUGUGAGGUAACGACUGCUAGCUCGCCAAGAUGCCUCUUUUCACAGUGUAAAUCAAAUGGCAUGAAAUCAGCCUUUUCAUUGUAAAUAUUGUUUGUGAAUAAAUUUAUUUCCAUAU
Salarias fasciatus (jewelled blenny) is the source of this 4312-nucleotide messenger RNA. RefSeq names its product gem (nuclear organelle) associated protein 4 (gene gemin4). Bases 231 to 3491 code for a protein of 1086 amino acids. Gene Ontology annotation, cellular component: SMN complex. Gene Ontology annotation, biological process: spliceosomal snRNP assembly; rRNA processing. The transcript has 6 exons. The record is from RefSeq and is a predicted model, not a curated record. Lineage: Eukaryota; Metazoa; Chordata; Actinopteri; Blenniiformes; Blenniidae.